CUUUCACACAUGUAAACACGUUUUCGUCGCUAUAUUGCUUUUUUAUUGAAUGUCGUUUUUUAAUACACAGAGAAGUAAAUAUGAAGGUAAAAGUACUUUGUAGAAACCCGGACGAGUAUGUUCGUGAAACUACUAGAGAUAUUCAACGCGUUCCCAGGAACUAUGAUCCUCAUCUCCACCCGUUUGAAGUGCCGAGAGAGUACACCAGAGCUUUGAAUGCCACUAAGCUUGACCGCAUAUUUGCUAAACCCUUCGUAGCAUCUAUGGAUGGGCACAGAGAUGGCAUCAACUGCAUUGCCAAACAUGCCAAGAGUUUGUCCACCGUGAUAUCUGGAGCUUGUGAUGGAGAGGUGAAACUUUGGAACCUGAGCAAGCGGGAGUGUCUCCGCAGCAUUCCUGCUCAUGAAGGCUUUGUCAGGGGGAUAUGCUCUCGAUUUUGUGGAACGUCAUUUUUCACGGUAGGAGAUGAUAAAACCAUAAAGCAGUGGAACAUGGAGCCUCCUGGUUACGGUGUGAGGGAAGAACCAUUAAACACUAUACUUGGAAAGGCUGUAUACACAGGUAUUGACCACCACCAGAGUGAAGCUACGUUUGCUACAUGUGGCCAGACGGUGGACAUCUGGGAUGAGCAGAGGACCAGCCCCAUUCGCUCUUUCAGCUGGGGUGUGGACAGCUUCAGUUGUGUUCGCUAUAAUCCUGUGGAGACUGAACUCCUCGCCAGUUGUGCCUCAGACAGAAGUAUUGUACUGUACGACAUAAGAGAGUCCGCUCCACUAAAAAAGGUCAUUUUGAAACUGAAAAGUAACACACUUUGCUGGAACCCCAUGGAGGCGUAUUAUUUCACCUGCUCUAAUGAGGACUACAAUCUGUACACGUUUGACAUGAGGCAUCUAGACAAGCCCCUGACUGUGCACAUGGACCAUGUCUCAGCCGUGCUGGAUGUGGACUACUCGCCCACAGGAAAAGAGUUUGUUUCAGCCAGUUUUGACAAGACAGUCCGCAUCUUCCCCAAAGACAAGGGCCACAGCAGAGAGGUGUACCACACAAAGCGCAUGCAGCAUGUCAUCUGUGUGAGAUGGUCAGCAGACAACAAGUACAUCCUCAGCGGUUCGGACGAAAUGAACAUCCGUAUCUGGAAGGCCAAUGCUUCAGAAAAACUGGGAGUGGUCACAUCCAGAGAGAGGGCAGCCAUGCACUACAACCAGAAACUAAAGGAGAAGUUCCAGCACCACCCGCAAGUAAAGCGCAUCGCUCGCCAUCGCCACCUUCCAAGAGACAUCUUCAAACAGAAACGAGAGCUGAAGGAGAUGAAGGAGGCAAGACGCAGGAAGGAACAAAACGUGCGCAAACACAGCAAGCCGGACACCGUUCCCUUGGUGACCGAGAAAGAGAAACAUGUGGUGACUGUAGUGGAAUAACACGUCACUGUAUGGAGGAGCUUCAAUCUCAUAUACAUACCAACAUGAAUAAGACUUUCUACUCUGAGCAGCUACUGGGUUGCAAUUCCAGGAUUUUUGUGUACUUCUUGGUGAACUGUUCGAAGCUUAGCCCUGGCUGUCAUAGAGGCUAUUUAUGGGUCGCUUAAAAGUUUAUAACUAAUGGUUAUUUACACUUUUACAUUUUCUGCUGUUAACAACAUUUAGCUCAGACUCAUAUGUAACAUAUUUAAUAUUUGUGUUUAGCCAGGUGUUUUUCUAAAUCAUGACCUGGUAUGACUAAAGAAAUAAAAUCUAAUCUUUGCUAAAA
Molecule: messenger RNA, 1746 nt
Organism: Trichomycterus rosablanca
Lineage: Eukaryota; Metazoa; Chordata; Actinopteri; Siluriformes; Trichomycteridae
Gene: dcaf13
Product: ddb1 and cul4 associated factor 13
Exons: 11
Coding region: 81-1418 (445 amino acids)
Biological process (GO): maturation of SSU-rRNA from tricistronic rRNA transcript (SSU-rRNA, 5.8S rRNA, LSU-rRNA)
Cellular component (GO): small-subunit processome; nucleolus
Molecular function (GO): protein binding
Source: RefSeq, a predicted model, not a curated record